This is a messenger RNA of Gavialis gangeticus (Gharial), 3462 nucleotides long. It is a transcript of the gene SCPEP1, whose product is annotated as serine carboxypeptidase 1. Lineage: Eukaryota; Metazoa; Chordata; Crocodylia; Gavialidae. Gene Ontology annotation, molecular function: serine-type carboxypeptidase activity. Gene Ontology annotation, biological process: proteolysis. The coding region runs from base 208 to 1545 and encodes 445 amino acids. The record is from RefSeq and is a predicted model, not a curated record. The transcript is spliced from 13 exons.
GUAUAUAAGAACAUUCCAGAGACUGCCUCCAAGUAACCCUUCCUCUGCUUGCAAGGUUUUCCAGACGUCCUGGAUAGAUAACGCUGCCAGUGGAAUGUAGGCUGGUUCAAGGCCACAGUUACUGCUGCUCUUUGCAGCAAAAAUAUCUUCCCCCAGAAAUCUCUAUUUAGUCUAAAAUAGGUGGUAUUUUUCCAAGUACUGUCCUCCAUGGUCUCUCCAAUGCUGUUUCUCAGUUGGGGAGCCUUCCUCAGUGCUUAUUUCUGUGUUAGAGGUGCCAUUUUAAAACAAUCAGAAUCCAAAGAAGCAUGGGGAUAUGUACAAGUUAGAAAUAAUGCACACAUGUUCUGGUGGUUGUACUAUGCAAGCAACCCUACCAAAAACUUCACAGAACUACCUCUCAUCAUGUGGCUGCAGGGAGGUCCAGGAGCUUCAGGCUGUGGAUUUGGGAACUUUGAAGAAAUUGGUCCCUUAAAUACCGAACUGAAACCAAGAAACACAACCUGGUUGCAGGCAGCCAGCAUACUGUUUGUCGAUAACCCUGUUGGCUCUGGAUUCAGUUAUGCAAACGACAGCAGUGCAUUUGCAAAAGAUGUCGCCACUGUCGCUUCUGAUAUGCUGGUGCUUCUUAAAGAAUUCUUCAAGAAUAAGACAGAAUUCCAGACUCUUCCAUUCUACAUCUUCUCAGAAUCAUAUGGAGGCAAAAUGACAGCUGCCAUUGCCUUAGAGCUGCAUAAGGCAAUUCAUGCUGGAAGCAUAAAGUGCAAUUUCAGUGGUGCUGCCCUGGGGGAUUCCUGGAUUUCUCCCUUAGAUUCGGUACUCUCCUGGGGACCUUACCUUUACAGCACUUCUCUUCUUGAUGAUAAGGGCCUCACAGAAGUCACUGCUGCUGCCAAAGAAGUCAUGGAUGCAGUGAAUAAAAAGGAUUAUGCACUAGCAACUCAACUCUGGAGUAAGACUGAAGAGUUAAUUGAACAGAACACAGACGGUGUGAACUUCUAUAACAUCCUGACCAAGCGGGCUCCCACUCUCAAGGAACCAGAACAUGAAGCCAUCUAUCUUAUGAGGCUCUACCAACGCCAUGUUGAGCACCUUCACAAGGACCAGUUAAGUGACCUGAUGAAUGGGCCCAUCCGAAAGAAGCUGAAAAUCAUUCCGGACUCUGUCAAGUGGGGAGCGCAGUCAGAAGAAGUGUUCAUGAACAUGGCUGGGGAUUUCAUGAAGCCUGUUAUUGACAUCGUGGACCAGCUGCUGGUGGCCAACGUCAAUGUUACCAUCUACAAUGGGCAGCUGGAUCUUAUUGUCGACACUAUGGGCCAAGAGGCGUGGGUCCGGAAGCUGAAAUGGCCUAAGCUGGAGCAGUUCAGCCAGCAGAAAUGGAAGGCUCUGUACAUAUGCCCAGAAUCCACCGAGACAGCUGCUUUCUAUAAGUCCUAUGAGAACUUGGCUUUCUACUGGAUUCUAAGGGCUGGACACAUGGUACCAGCUGAUCAAGGGGAAAUGGCACUGAAAAUGGUUAGGAUGGUGACGCAACAAAAACACCGAUGAAAAUGGAGGCCAGCUGGCCUGGCUGAUGUGCAGAACUCCUGUGCUUUAGUGGACCUUGGGCCACAGAAUGAACUGCAGAACAAACGAUCAGUAUUUGGAAGUAUAGCCUUUCUAAUUUGGUAAUAAGCAAAUCAUUGAAAGAAAUGCGUGGUUAUUAACUGAAGUUUUGCCUUUGACUUUGCAAACUGAUUCUUUGCCUCAGUACUGCUUAUUACGACUCUUUUAUUGGGAUCUUCUCUGAUAAAUACUUUACUCAGAGCUGCUUCCUGUUGUACCAGAGGGUUUUAUAUCUUUUAUAAAAUGUUAGGAUUGCUCAAAUAUUCUUUGCCUGUUUAUGCGCCAAUAUCAAGGCUAAUUUGCUGCUUUAAAAAACCAGUCUAGGUGAGCAAACCUGCUGCUUAUAGCUAUCGAUUUUUUUUUUUUCUUUUUUUAUAAAGGUUUUGAGUCCUCAAUCAUCAGGUGGCAUAAUUUUUAUCUUAAAGUUGCAGACCUGCUGUAAUCUGGCUUGAUUUUAAGCCCAGAACCAGUAUGGGGGCUUCUGUGCAAGUGGCAGUGGCAGGUAGAGAGGGAGGGCGGGGAGGGAAAGAGUUGUACUGUGCCUGUCUUUCUGAUUUUUGAUGAUUUUUUUAAUGGUACAUUACCCAAGAUUUGUUUAAAAAUAUUUUAGUAGCAAGCAACAUCCCUCCAAAUGUUUAUUCCUAAAUAAACUGCAAGCAGUGUCUUUACAUGAGCAACCAGAACCUUUUUCAUAAGAUGUUUAAUAGUGUUGGCUUAGCCAGAAUGGCAGCGUAAUACUGUGCAACACGGACGCAAGAACACUGCUGCUAAUAAUUCAGCCCCCACUUCUGCUUCUCCAGCUGAACCAGGCUGGAGUAAGCUUCAACAACUCAUAGCGAGAUGCUUUUUUCCAGGAAAUGCACUUUCCGGGUAAUCCAGUUUUAUUGUCUGCCUAGGAGCUUGAACCUCUAUUUUUGGCUUUGGGGAAUAAAGCUGUCGGUGUUGAACAAUGAACCCUGCCUCAGCAAUGAAGCCACGCUGUGCCAGCGUCCUGCUCAAGGCAGGUUUUAAUAUGGUUUUUAAAGUCCAAUAAAAGCCUAGAAUGGAUGAUAACCCUUUCUGCUUUAAGGAAACAUUGCUGCCUGGGGAUUACUGUGUUCCUGUGCUUUAUGAGCAGUAGCUAAAAGCAGCAAGUUCCUUCCCCUGUGGCCCAGUGCGAAGGAAGUGUAGGUGGUAAGAGGUAAGAAUUAACCUGGAAUAAGCAACUUAAAGGAGCAGCUGGCUACAGUUUGUAGGCAGUCUGUCUUGCUUUCUCUGUAGGCAGUCCCUUCUCACUUUGGAGGUGUCAGUAAGGCAGGCUGACUUGGCAGCACCUGAAGCUUGAGGAGACUAACUUCCUCCUUUAACGACCUGCCGGUGGUUUAGCAAUGACAGAAGAGAAUUGCUCAAUGGCUUCUGUCCCUAGAGUUCUUCCAUGUUCACAGCGCUCUCUAUUCCUGCCUUGCCCUUUUGUUCUGAAAAGCUACAAGCCAAGUCUAACUAGCUGGGCUGUGUAGUCUAAGUACCUGCUUAUAUUGGUGAAAAAUAUAUGUGCCCGUGGAGCAGUCAUUAGGGCUUAUAAACUGCAUCCAUCCAUAGGCUGAACACCAGUCAAAAUUGCAAAUCCUACACCACUGAGGAACCCACCUUCAUUUUAUUUUAUUACUCACCAAUCUUGGCUGACUGUGGUGAUGGUGGAGGUAGGUUUGCUUCCUCACAGGUGCUGUAGAAAACCUGGUAAAAAUGAUUAGGCCUCAAGUCCUUGCAAGGCACCUCAUUAGUGGUGGUAUGCUGCACCUGUUUUGAGUGUAUGCUGCACAGCUCUUCCAGGUAAGAGCAGCUGCUUGGAAAAUACAUUAAAAACAAAUGGUCUUAAGUGAG